This is a messenger RNA of Eimeria mitis, 915 nucleotides long. RefSeq lists its product as uncharacterized. The transcript is spliced from 3 exons. The record is from RefSeq and is a predicted model, not a curated record. NCBI's taxonomy places the organism in Eukaryota, Apicomplexa, Conoidasida, Eucoccidiorida, Eimeriidae. Bases 1 to 915 code for a protein of 304 amino acids.
AUGGAGGUCACCGCUGGCCUUUCUGUACAUACAACAAUCCUGCUGCAGCGGAACCAGCAGCAGCAGCAGCAGCAGCAGGAGCAGGAGCAACACCACCAGCAGCAGAAGCAGCAGCAGCAGCACCAGCAGCAGCAGCAGCAGCAGGAGAACCAGCAGCAGCAGCAGAAGCAGCAGCAGCAGCAGCAGCAGCAGCAAACUGUGGUUUUGUGUGUCCUGAUCCUUGGGGUAAAGAGGAUCCGCAUGCAUGCGGUAUGCUUCCAGAUCCUUGCUGCUGCGGUGGAGCAGCAGCAUGCAGUACAAGAGAAGCAGCAGCAGCAGCAGCAGCAGCAGCAGCAGCAAGAGCUUUUGUUGGGGUUAACUGUAGAACAGCUGCUGCUGCUGCAGCAGCAGCACAAAGAAAUAGAAGCGGUGCUGCAACACAUGCAGCAGCAGCAAAAACAGAAACAAAAGGAGCAGCAGCUGAAGGAGCAGCAGCAGAAGGAACAGCAGGAGGAGCAGCUGCAGCAGCAGCAGAAGCAGCAGCAGCAGCAGCAGCAGCAGCAAGAGCAGCAACAAAAACAAAAGCAACAGGAACAGACGGAGACACAGCAGCAGCAACAGCAGCAGCAGAAACCACCGCAGCAGCAGCAGCAGCAGCAAAACCAGCAACAGCAGAAACAACAACAGCAGCAGCAGCAGCAGCAGCAGCAGCAGCAGCUAAUUCAAAGCCCCAGGGAUAACCCCCCACAACCCGCAGCACAACAAAACAACCAACAGCAUCAACAAAAUGCAGCAGCAGCAGCAGCAGCAGAAGCAGCAGCAGCAACAGCAGCAAAAACAGCAGGAGCAGCAGCAGGAGCAGCAGCAGGAAACGUUGCUGCUGCUCCUGAAGCUAAAACUGCACCAAAAGACCGAGAGAGGGGCGAACAGCAGUAG